Girardinichthys multiradiatus is the source of this 4812-nucleotide messenger RNA. Its product is annotated as BTB/POZ domain-containing protein 6-B-like. Bases 1764 to 3434 code for a protein of 556 amino acids. The record is from RefSeq and is a predicted model, not a curated record. The transcript has 4 exons. Gene Ontology annotation, molecular function: protein binding. Gene Ontology annotation, cellular component: cytosol. Gene Ontology annotation, biological process: neurogenesis. NCBI's taxonomy places the organism in Eukaryota, Metazoa, Chordata, Actinopteri, Cyprinodontiformes, Goodeidae.
AAAGAGUUUUAGAGAUGGUGCCUUUGCAAAAACUGUGUCAUAUUACUAUAACAAACUUUAAUAUAUUUUAUUAUGGCAGACCAACACAAAGUAGUACAUCAGAAAAAUUAUACGUUUCGUAAUUGUUUUUUUUUUUUGAGAGAUUCUGUCCCCUGACUUAACAGUUUGAGCAACCACCUUUUGCUGCAUGUCUUUUGGGACAUGUCUAUCAGCUUUGCACAUCUAAUUGCUAAAGUUUUAGCCAAUUUUACUUUGUAAAAUAGUUAAGAUCACUGUUUAGCUGGAAGCCAAACCUCUGCCCCACUCAAGUGUUUUACAGCUUCCUACAGUUUUUGUUCUAGGAUUGACCUGUACCUAGCCCCAUCUUCCCUCUGUGAAGCUUGAAUGUCCCUGGUGAAGAAAAACACACCCACAGCAAGAUGGUGCCACAACCAUGUUUUACCAUAGCGAGUGUGUGUGGUGUGCUUAGUGUUAUGUGCCCUGUUAGUGUCCCAUCUUGCAUGUAGACCAAAAGGUUCUAUUUUUGUCUCAGCUGACCAGAGUACCUUCUUUCACAUGCUUGCGUGGUCCUCAACAUGGCCUCUGGCAAAUUGCAAAAAGGACUUCUUAUGGCUUUUAUUUAUUCUUUCUAGUCUUCCAUAAAGGCCAACGUUUAGGUCAAAUUAGAUUUGAGAGAACUAAUGUUCUGGCGACAGUUCCCCACCUUAGCUGUGCAUCUCAGCAGCUUAUCCAAUGGCAAACCAGGUUUUUAAUCCACACACACACAUACAAAUAUACAUGUACAUACAUACACACUACACUGCCAAAAGCAUUUGUGCGUCUAGUUUGACAUGUAAACGAACUUUGACGACAUUCUAUUCUUAAUGUAUAAAAGGUCAAAUUUGUUAAUAGACCCACCGUUGCCAGCAAUAGCAACUUCAGCUUCAGCCAUGGAAGUGAUUGGAACACUAGAAUUCAAUGAUUUUGAAGCAUCAGAAAAAAAGGUGGUUGGUGGGGGUUAAGCACUUAUGAAGUUACUUGCAAGGAUUGAGUAAAACAGUUUUAUGAGAGUCAAGCUAUAGUCCUCCCUCAGUUUUUCGUCUCCCUUUGGAAGAUUUUUUGUGUGCCCUGAGGCUGCACUGCCUCUUCCUCCGCCCCUGCUUCUUCAACUCACUGAGCCGCCAGAGGAGGAGCCCGACCCCCACCGCCCAACAGUGACGCACUCUGCGGAGGAACCAGAGGGAGGGACUUUUGCAGUUCUUACGUCAGCGCCAUGUCUUGAUAUGAUUGGUUCUCAGCGAGCCAUGGGCGUCAGAGGAGAUCGGAGCAGUGAAAAAAACGCAAUACAAAUAGAGCAGAGCGCAAAAAAAAAAAAAACAAAAAAAAAAUCACGACGAAUAAGUAUUUAUUGCGGAUGGCCAUAGAUGUGGUAUAACAUCACGGUUUGGUGUUCGGCUACACGGACAAAGACGGAGGACUACCCGUGAGGAUUAAUGAAAAAGCGAGGUGGAAAAAUAAGGAGGACUAUCCGGAUUACUCUGGUCGAAAAGGGAAAACAAACGAGGGCUUUUUUCAGCCAAGUGAGGAUGAGCUUAACGCCAGGAAAAGGCAGCUAAAGUGUUUGUGUUACAUGGAAGCGUGUAGAAAACACGCCUGGGUGAAUCCGCUUUGGAUGACGUUUUUAAAAAAGCAGAAAAUCCAAAAUACUCCGCACAGGAAAUAACAGUACGUUCGGGAAAACGGAUCCAGUACACCGGGUACCAACACAAGGAUCCACUGUGCCGAUGCCAACGGCAGACUGUAGCUUCUUCCACCAUGGCCGGAUCAUGAGGUGUUUGACUUAUCUGUUACUGCUCCCAGAAACACUGAAAAAGUCCAAGAAGCUCCCGGGCCGGCUGCCGGCAUGUUAUGAGAUUCUGACUUUAUCCCUGUCCAGCACCAAGAAGAAGCAGCAAAAGGAGGAGACGACGAAGAUGGCUGCGGAGUUGUUGUCCGCCGCCAUUCCCAACACCACCAACUUGGUGAACGGCACCACGGUGGCGGAUGGAGAGAAGACUAAGGAGGCGGUGUGCCUGGCGAACAGCGGCGGCGGCAACAGCAACACCGGCGGCUUCGGCAGCGCGGCCACCACUCCGACCAGCCAGCAGAACAUCAACAAUAACAACGUAGAUCCACCCAGUUGGCAAUGCAGCUACCCCACACUCAGAGAGAGGAAUGCUCUGAUGUUCAACAAUGAGCUGAUGGCUGAUGUUCAUUUCAUUGUUGGGCCCCUGGGGGCCUCACAGAAAAUACCUGCUCAUAAGUACGUUCUGGCCGUGGGAAGCUCAGUCUUCUGUGCCAUGUUUUACGGCGAUUUGGCAGAGGAGGAGUCUGAAAUCCACAUCCCAGAUGUGGAACCUGCUGCUUUCCUAAUUCUGCUGAAAUACCUGUACAGCGAUGAGAUUGACCUGGAGGCAGACACGGUGCUGGCCACUUUGUACGCCACCAAGAAGUAUAUCGUUCCAGCUCUUGCCAAGGCAUGCGUCAACUUUCUAGAGACGAGCCUGGAAGCCAAGAACGCCUGUGUGCUGCUCUCCCAGAGCCGCCUGUUUGAUGAGCCUGAGCUGACGCAGCGCUGCUGGGAGGUUAUCGAUGCUCAGGCUGAGCUGGCACUGCGCUCAGAGGGCUUCUGUGAGAUCGACAUGCAAACGCUGGAAAUCAUCCUGCAGAGGGAAACGCUUAACACAGAGGAGGUGGUGGUGUUUGAUGCAGUAAUGAACUGGGCUGCAGCAGAAUGCAAAAGGAAGGGUUUGGGGCCCAGCACCCGCAACAAAAGAGACGUCCUGGGCAAGGCGCUGUUCUUGGUGCGGAUUCCAACUAUGAGUGUGGAAGAGUUUGCUAAUGGAGCGGCACAAUCCAACAUCCUUACCCUGGAGGAGACGCACAAUGUUUUCCUGUGGUACACUGCGGCCAAAAAGCCCACGCUGGACUUCCCCCUGACACCAAGGAAGGGCCUGUCCCCUCAGAGGUGUCACCGCUUUCAGUCCUCCGCCUACCGGAGCAAUCAGUGGCGCUACCGUGGCCGGUGCGACAGCAUUCAGUUCGCUGUGGACAAGAGGAUUUUCAUCGCCGGUCUAGGGCUGUAUGGAUCAAGUGGUGGCAAAGCUGAGUACAGUGUUAAGAUCGAGCUCAAGAGACAGGGGGCGACUCUGGCACAGAACCUUACCAAGUUCGUGUCGGACGGCUCAAGCAGCACAUUCCCUGUGUGGUUCGAGCAUCCUGUCCAGGUAGAGCAGGACACAUUCUACACGGUGAGCGUCGUGCUGGACGGGAAUGAGCUGAGCUACUUUGGUCAGGAGGGCAUGACAGAGGUGCAGUGUGGGAAGGUCACUUUUCAGUUCCAGUGCUCCUCAGACAGUACCAAUGGGACAGGGGUGCAGGGAGGACAGAUCCCAGAGUUGGUGUUCUACGCGUAGGCCGCUCUCGACUGCUGUUGUUGCCAUCUAGCCUUCAAACUAAUGUAGCAUUCAAACCUUUGGUUAAUACCACAUUAAAUAGUCUGCCUAGGUCCUCCAGAGACAGUUUUAAAAGCAGCAGAGCUGUUUUAUUAUAUUUAAUUUAAGGUUAUUUUUUUAUUUAAGUGCUGAUUUAAGGUUAUUCGCUCGGCUGCUUGUGUCGAAGGGCUGCAUCUGCUGUGGAAAUAACUCUCAUACUGUGCUUAUGUAAUCAAGGUGGAGUCCAAACCUGGAACGAGUACAGACUGUUUUAGGGUUAAGUAGUUUCAUACGAUGUUGUUCUUCUAGUUAAAGCAGGAAUACUACAAAAGGAGUGACCAUAAUGUAGGGUGCCGAGUAGAAGUCCAAAAAGAAAAAGAAAGCUCUUUGCAGAUGGUGGUUUUGAGAAAGACUUCAAACAUUUUGUCUUUUGUAAAAUACAAUUUACCUGGUAACAGCUGGAUGCUGGCCUUAUGUGUUCUGUCCAAGAAUGCUUACACGCCUGAUAAUAAAAUGUAAACACAUGCAAAUAUCACAUCUUUGCGGUGCUGGGGAUGGGGGGGGGGUAGAGGGGGCUACACCACCCUCUGGUCAAGGAGCCUCAUUUAAUGUAAAGAUGUCGUUUUCUCAAGCAAAAUCAAGUGCUUCUCUGUAGAUUAGGAUAGUGGUGAAAAAGUUAAUUUAGCUCAGUAAUUUUAUUAAAAGGCUAAUUCAAAUAUUACUGUAGUGAAGGAUAAAGCUUACAUACGAUGCAUGGGUAACAAAGGCUUGUAGAGAAGUUAUAAUGCAUCUAAAACCCUGAACUAUUAAUGAACUCAUUAUUAGAUAUUCCAAGAUAAUGGUCUUCAUGAAGCCUGCUUUCUUCUCACAACUGCCCGUUUCGGUUGUCUCCAUAUGUGAGAGGAUUCCUGUAACCGAGAUGAAAACUGUUCCUUGCUAUCACAGUGCUUACCUCAAUUAAAACAGGAAGGUAUAACCUGAUCGGACUGUUUUUAUUUAAACCAAAUAAGCAACAAUUUUAUCAGUCUAUGCUAAGCAAUAAUUUAUUGAUAUGUUACGUUAAUAUAUCACUAACAUUUAUUUAUUAACAUGACACAAAACAUGGAGAGGGAAUGAAAAGGUGAGAGUUGUUACCAUUUAAAAUGUAGCCUACUCAACGCUUUAAUUUGUUUGAGGUAAAGUUAUCUAGGGAAAAAAAAUAAUAAUAAUAAUCAAGGAUUAAAUUGUUUUUCAGUCACUAGUAGUGAGAUAAAUUUAUAGUUGGUGUUUGAUGAAACAGUUUGUUUUAUUUUUACAGAUGUGCACAGUGAUAGAAGACUAAAUUAAAAUAUGAAAUAAACGUGCUGAAUUUAGUUCACAA